AUGUCCGGGCUUGGUUCCCGGCUCUGGGGUCGUCAUCCAGUGGGAUGGAGCGCGGGCGUGAUGCGGCGGCGGAGAUGGCAGCACCGCUCGGCCAUCGAGGUGACCAACGAGCCGAUCCUCGAGUUUAAGCCAGGGAGCCCAGAGCGAGCGGCGCUUCAGAAGGCCCUCGCCGACCUGAAGGGCAAGACAGAAGCCAUCCCCUGCGUGAUCGGGGGAGAGGAGGUGUGGACGCCCACAGUGCGGUACCAGCUGUCGCCAUUUAAUCAUGCACACAAAGUGGCCAAGUACUGCUAUGCCGACAAGGAGCUCAUUAACAAAGCCAUUAACGCUGCCUUGGCAGCAAGGAAGGAAUGGGACCUGAAACCUGUCCAGGACCGAGCCCAGAUCUUCCUGAAGGCAGCUGACAUGCUGAGCGGCCCGAGGCGAGCAGAAGUGCUGGCCAAAACCAUGGUUGGGCAGGGUAAAACGGUGAUCCAGGCGGAAAUCGAUGCUGCCGCGGAGCUGAUCGACUUCUUCCGAUUCAAUGCCAAGUACGCCCUGGAGCUGGAGAACAGCCAGCCCAUCAGCGUGGACGUCAGCACCAACAGCAUGGUCUACCGAGGGCUGGAGGGUUUCGUGGCAGCCGUCUCUCCCUUCAACUUCACAGCCAUCGGUGGCAAUCUGGCAGGAGCUCCGGCGUUGAUGGGAAACGUGGUGCUGUGGAAGCCCAGCGACACUGCCCUGCUCGCCAGCUACGCCGUCUACAAGAUCCUCCUCGAAGCCGGGCUCCCUCCGAACGUCGUGCAGUUCGUGCCGGCGGACGGUCCCAUGUUUGGAGACGCCGUCACCGGCUCCGAGCACUUCUGCGGGCUCAAUUUCACCGGCAGUGUGCCGACUUUCAAGCGUCUCUGGAAGCAGGUAUCCGAAAACCUGGAUCGCUACCGCAAUUUCCCUCGCCUGGCUGGAGAGUGCGGCGGGAAGAACUUCCACCUGGUGCACAGCUCGGCCGACGUGGCCAGCGUGGUGAACGGGACCCUGCGCUCGUCUUUUGCGCGGAUAAAGAGGUGGAUCGAGCACGCCAAGAAGUCGUCCAGCCUCACCGUCCUGGCGGGAGGGGGGCGGGGGCGACUGCUUCAUGUUUUCUUUGCUACACAGGAGAUUUUUGGCCCGGUCCUCACGGUGUACGUCUACCCGGAGCAGCGGUACAAGGAGGUGCUGGAGCUCAUCGACACCACAACGCCCUACGGCCUCACGGGGGCAAUCUUCGCCCAGGAGAAGAGGAUCAUCGAGGAAGCCCGGAGCCUUCUGCGCAACGCCGCUGGCAAUUUCUACAUCAACGACAAGUCGACAGGCGCCGUCGUGGCUCAGCAGCCCUUCGGAGGCUCCCGCAUCUCGGGCACCAACGACAAACCAGGUGGCCCCCACUACCUCCUGCGCUGGACGUCUCCCCAGGCCGUCAAGGAAACGCACGUGCCCCUGACGGACUGGCGCUACGCCUACAUGCAGUGA
This is a messenger RNA of Eurypyga helias (sunbittern), 1488 nucleotides long. RefSeq names its product aldehyde dehydrogenase 4 family, member A1 (gene ALDH4A1). The record is from RefSeq and is a predicted model, not a curated record. NCBI's taxonomy places the organism in Eukaryota, Metazoa, Chordata, Aves, Eurypygiformes, Eurypygidae. Bases 1 to 1488 code for a protein of 495 amino acids. The transcript is spliced from 14 exons. Gene Ontology annotation, molecular function: L-glutamate gamma-semialdehyde dehydrogenase (NAD+) activity.